AUGUUGUAUGUUUUCCAUGUGGAUGCUGGUCAAAUGACCACAUAUGAUAUGAACCUUACACUCCAAAGUGUGGCCAGCUUAAAAGCUGCAAUAGAGAGGAAAACCAAAAUUUCAGCAAGUUCUCUUGUUCUCCUUGUAAGUGGGGGUGAAGUUCUGCAAUCUGAUCAUAUGGUUUCAUCAUACAGCGCUGGAACAGAUACUAAUCCCAUAUAUAUGUUCAGCAAACCUUCAGUCAAAGAUAGUAGAAUAAAACAAUCAAUGGUAGGAGAUCUCAGCCCCAUUGUGGAAUUAAGUACGGGAGCAUUUCGAAGUGAUAGUCGCAGCGCUUUUGAAGGAAAAUCUAUUGUAGACUUAAGGACUUCUGUUGAAAUGUGCUGUUCUUUACCUCCAACUGUUCAUACAGUAAUAUCAUGCGCCACGUUGGCACAACAGUUCAGUGAUCUUGCUCAUGAUGUGUCUAGGAGUUGUGACCAGUUAGUUCUUGAACAACAUCUGCAACAUCAAGGUUGGGCUGCUGUGGUCGCUAACUUAGAGGACAUAUUUAAUGAAUUUUGUGAACGAUCGAAAAGUUUUAAAGAAUCAUUUAGGAAACAUCGUUUAAAGAAGGAGGAAUACCAUGCAAUGUUAAAUACCCUCAAUGAUGUUUUAAAAUCAUUAAAAAAGAUUCCAAUCCUCCCCGCGCUUCAAUUACAAGCUGAAGCGCACAGGUUCUCUGCUUUCGAUGUAUUCGAGGAGACGGAUUUCGAGGGUCAUCAUUACAGGAUAAAUCAACCGUUAGACAAUAGUUCAGAAAACCGAGCCUAUCAGGACUUUGGAGUAGAAGCAUUCAAGUUGUCAGAGGAAGAUGUAUUUGACCAAAAACAUCCAUCUACAAGUAAAGAAGGAGCAGAAUCUUCAGAUGCAAUGCAACAAAUUGAGGAGUCUGAUGAAGGGGUUACAUUUAAAGCAAGUUCUUACGAGACAAAAGAAGAGCCAACUUUGUUGCAUUGGAUUCUCGCUCAAGGGAAUAAAGCCUCGUUACAAGAUAUUUUAGACUACUGUGAAAAAGGAUUAGCCUUGAUCGACGCAGAACCACUCAAGGAACGAGAAGCAGAGCUGUAUCACAUACUCGAGUAUGCUAACAUGCACGGCCUGAAGCAAAUCAAAGGCAUUGAAGAUCGCUUGUACGGUCUCGAUCAGCUUUUAAGUGAAGUUAAGAAAAUUGAGCGGGACCAGCAUGAUCAAGCUGCUUCUCUCAUACAGUACCGCGAGCGACUAAAUUCUGCGUGCGAUCCUUCAGUAUUGCCAACUUUAGUACAGUCACAUUGUUGUCAGUUGGAAAAACUUCUAAAUGGACAUCAAGUGUUAAUUGAUAUUCGACGUCGCAUUGCAAAUUCGAAGGAUGAACUAUCACAUAUAUUGAAAGCUAGAUUGGAGGCGGUGCUGAUGAUCGAGAACUCGAUGUCGGUGCAGGACGCGCACGCGAUGCUGUCGUUCCAGUGCUUCAACCGGCUGGCGCGCUACUUUGGCAUCGUGUCGCAGCUGCACCGCGCGCCCGCCGUGUUCGUGCGCGCCGCACAUGAGGUCGCCCGCCGCCGCGCCUUCUCCACCGCUCAUCUCAAGUGGGCGACAGAUCUCGCAGAGAAGUUACAAAAGAUCCAUGAAGAAGAAGUAAAUCGUCGUCAAGACUUCAAUUCGUUGUUCGACGGACAUUUUCUUAAGAAUUUAUUCCCAGGCAUGUCUGACCUCCCACCGACAUUUGCUACACAAGCGCCGCCUGCGUUCGACGCCCGCCUCCCAAAAAUAACGGAUGAGGACGUGCAACUUAUUUCAAAUACAUUUCAAGAAUUGGCACAGGAUGUGCCCCACUAUGAUAUGGAAGCCGCAGUAAAAUUUUUUCAACAAAGGUUAUCAGCAUCCGACCAUGAUGAAAGGGAUGUUGACGUUCAAGUUGACCUCGAUAGAGAUUUCGAAUCAGAAACAGAAACAGGCGAUUUUGAGAAGUUGAGCAGACAGAGCGGUUCACAAAAGCAGAAAAUCGACACGUCCACGACCUGUGCUCCCGAUACGAUGGCAGUAUCAACCGUAACCGAGGACAACAUGGACACUCAUAAAUUGAACAUUGAAAAGCUACAAGACUUUUUAAGUAAACUGUGUACCUUGUGUAAAGUUAACAUAAUGUAUAUUAAAGAUGAAUUAGUUAAACUCAAAGAUGAGAUAGACGAACAGAAAAAAUAUAUAUCUGGAAAAUAUUUAGAAGUUAUUCAUGCUUGGGAGAAGAGUAACGAGGAGGCGGCGAUAAGGUUUCGUGAACAAACGCAAAGGCUUACCGUUGAUCAUGAGUUAGAACUAAGUGACAUCAAAGCAUGUCUUAAUGACAAGGAUGAUAUUAUUAAUUCUUUGAAAAAUGAACAAGAACAAUUGAAAAUUCAACAUAACAAAGAAGUAGAGAAAUUAGAAUCGGAACAUCAGGGUACUAAAGAUUUAUUAGAAAAAACUCGAGAGGAACUAAAAGCAUUUGAAAAGAAGCUUGAAGAAAUGGAAGCACAAAAGCAAAAAGAAAUCAAAGAGUUACAAGAAAAGAUGCACUUGGAUUUUAAAGCCGAAGUUGAAUCCAUGCGUUCCAGAUUCAGAUUAGUAGCACUGACCAAUAUGGAUCGGUCACCAUCGGAAUCGAGUCUAGAGAAGAUUGAGCGAACUGAUGUAAUAGAGAUAAGUAAUCACAACGCCAUUGUAAUGCAGACGAAGGAGAACGCGGAAGUCGAGAAGGAAGAAGCCGUGAGAGUUGCAGUGGAGAAGUGUAAAGCCGAGUGCGAGCAGAAAAUUAGUGCAGAAAUCGCUCUGUUGAAGGCCAAAUAUGAGGCUGAUAAACAG
Parnassius apollo (apollo) is the source of this 2853-nucleotide messenger RNA. The record is from the annotation of a GenBank genome assembly. Lineage: Eukaryota; Metazoa; Arthropoda; Insecta; Lepidoptera; Papilionidae.